ACCCACUGGAUCGAAUUAGCAUGUACUGGCAACAUGGCUUUUCACUCUCGCUCUCAGCGUCUAUCAGCUUGCCUCCUGAUUUGCUUUAGUUUCAUGAUCAGAGCAGAUGGAUCUCGCAAGUUAUACAUUGCCUACCUGGGUGACAAGAAACAUGAUGACCCUAGUCUUGUCGCUGCUUCACACCACGAAAUGCUCAGCACCAUCCUUGGAAGCAAGGAAGAGGCAAUAGACUCCGUUGCUUACAGCUACAAGCAUGGCUUCUCAGGAUUUGCGGCAAUGUUAACUGAAGAUCAGGCUGAAAACCUUGCAGAGUUACCUGAAGUAAUCAGUGUUACUCCAAAUCAGAAGCAUGAAUUGUUGACCACGCGAAGCUGGGAUUUCCUGGGGCUGAAUUACCAACGACCUAGUGAACUUCUGCAGAGGAGCAAUUAUGGAGAAGACAUAAUUAUUGGGAUAAUUGACACAGGGAUCUGGCCUGAAUCAAGAAGUUUCAGCGAUCAUGGAUACGGAAUAAUACCACCACGAUGGAAGGGUGUGUGUCAACUAGGACAAGAGUGGGGGCGUACAAAUUGCAGCAGGAAAAUCAUCGGCGCAAGGUAUUAUGCUGCAGGUCUCAACAAAGCCAGCCACAAGCUGAAUUACAUGUCUGCUCGAGACAUGAAUGGGCAUGGAACGCACACAGCAUCCACAGCAGCUGGAUCAGUGGUAGAGGGAGUCAGCCUCCAUGGCCUGGGGGAAGGGGUAGCACGUGGUGGUGCACCCAGAGCGCGCCUUGCAGUGUAUAAAGUUGGGUGGGAGGAGGAGAAUGGGGUAUACCUUACAAAUGCUGCAGUGCUAGCAGCAAUGGACGACGCAAUACAUGAUGGAGUUGACAUCCUGUCUCUCUCAUUAGCCGUCGAUGAGGAUUCUUUUGGUGCACUCCAUGCCAUCCAGAAUGGGAUUACUGUUGUUUAUGCUGGGGGAAACAGUGGUCCAAGAUCACAAGUUCUCUUUAACACAGCUCCUUGGGUCAUUACAGUCGCAGCAAGCAAGAUUGAUCGAUCUUUUCCAACUACCAUUACCCUGGGAAACAAGAAGAAAUUAAUUGGCCAAUCACUAUAUUACAUGUUGAAGAACGAAUCCAACAGCAGAUUCCAGACACUUGUAAACGGUGGCAACUGUUCAAGGGAAGCGCUAAAUGGCACAAAUAUCAAGGGAAAAGUUGUUCUCUGCAUUGAAAUAACUUUUGGCCCAGUAGCAAAAAUUUUCAAAGAUGCCUUAGCAAAUGUCCAUAGUGGUGGCGCAUCUGGCCUUAUUUUGGCUCUAUAUACCACAGAUUUUCUUGUGAGCACUGAGGGAUGCCAAGGCAUGCCCUGUGUUUUAAUUGACAUUGAUAUUGGGUUUCAAGUUCUAACAUACAUUGGCAGUCAACGAUUACCAAUUGUAAAGAUUGAGCCAGCAAGCAGCGUUACAGGAAAACAAGUUCUGGCACCAAAGGUUGCAAUGUUCUCCUCAAGAGGCCCAUCCAUCAAAUACCCUACAAUUCUUAAGCCUGACAUAGCAGCCCCAGGAGUCAACAUUUUAGCAGCCACAAAAGAUGCGUACGUAUUUAACUCAGGAACAUCAAUGGCAACACCACAUGUAGCAGGUGUUGUGGCAUUGCUAAAGGUUCUACAUCCCCAAUGGUCUCAUGCUGCCCUAAAAUCUGCAAUUAUCACCUCUGCAUCAACCAAGGAUGAACAUGGCACGCCAAUUUUAGCAGAAGCACUACCUAGGAAGGUAGCUGACCCAUUUGACUAUGGAGGGGGGAACAUAAAUCCUAAUGGAGCUGCUGAUCCUGGCCUCAUUUACGACAUUGAUCCAAGGGAGUACAACAAGUUCUUUGAAUGCCAGAUCAAGAAAUACGAGAUUUGCAACAUCACAACGAAGCCAGCCUAUCACCUAAACCUGCCAUCUAUAUCUAUUCCUGAACUGAGGCACACAAUUAAGGUGGAGAGAACAGUGACAAAUGUUGGCAAGAUCGACGCGGUUUAUCGAUCAGACAUUCAGUCCCCCUUAGGAGUCAAGAUCAGAGUUGAACCAGCAACACUAGUCUUCAAUUCCACAAAGAAAGUGCACACCUUCAAGGCUAGCAUAAAACCACUGUGGAAGGUGCAAGGGGACUACACAUUUGGCAGCCUGACUUGGUACAACGAGCAGCAUACAGUGAGGAUCCCAAUAGCAGUCCGGAUCACAAUACAAGAUUUCUAUGCCGAUGUUGCAUGAUCUGAAGCAGAUGGCUGGAGAAUAAAGAUCGGUAGCCCAUACAUUACUUUUUAUGUGCAUCAAAAAUAAGACGAUUACUUGAAAUUGGUACUUAUAAAGCAUUGGCAUUUGGCAAUAAGAAGACUUUUGGGGUGUUACAAUUAUUAGGUUAA
Messenger RNA from Setaria italica (foxtail millet), 2396 nucleotides. Its product is annotated as subtilisin-like protease SBT3.5. Gene Ontology annotation, biological process: proteolysis. The record is from RefSeq and is a predicted model, not a curated record. The transcript is spliced from 10 exons. NCBI's taxonomy places the organism in Eukaryota, Viridiplantae, Streptophyta, Magnoliopsida, Poales, Poaceae. Gene Ontology annotation, molecular function: serine-type endopeptidase activity. Bases 34 to 2244 code for a protein of 736 amino acids.